Mus pahari (shrew mouse) is the source of this 1181-nucleotide messenger RNA. RefSeq names its product chromosome 10 C11orf54 homolog (gene Bkgd). The transcript has 9 exons. Bases 204 to 1151 code for a protein of 315 amino acids. The record is from RefSeq and is a predicted model, not a curated record. NCBI's taxonomy places the organism in Eukaryota, Metazoa, Chordata, Mammalia, Rodentia, Muridae. Gene Ontology annotation, molecular function: zinc ion binding; hydrolase activity, acting on ester bonds. Gene Ontology annotation, cellular component: nucleus.
ACCCCGGCUCUCCUUGGCCUUGGGCUAUCAGAAAAGACUGGCAGGAGACUAAACCUGUGUUCCCGAGUGGAGAGAAGGCAUUCCUGCAAGUGGGAGGACGCUGCGGGUCAGAGCCGGGACUGUUCAUGCUAGUGUCCUGUGAGCUCUCGUGGUAGCCGGCCAACAGCUGCUGUGUCUGAGCAGCCUUGCUGAGAGGAAGGACGAUGGCUUGCAUUGAGUUUUCCUUUCAUGUGCCAAGCCUGGAGGAGCUUGCUGAAGUUUUGCAGAAGGGGCUAAAGGACAACUUUGCUGAUGUCCAGGUCUCAGUGGUUGACUGCCCAGAUUUAACAAAGGAGCCAUUUAACUUUCCUGUAAAAGGCAUCUGUGGGCAAACUAGAAUUGCAGAAGUAGGAGGUGUGCCUUACUUAUUGCCUCUUGUAAACAAAAAAAAAGUUUAUGACCUAAAUGAAAUUGCAAAAGAAAUAAAGCUGCCUGGCGCGUUUAUCCUUGGAGCGGGUGCAGGUCCAUUUCAGACGCUUGGGUUCAAUUCUGAGUUCAUGCCAAUUGUUCAAACAGCAAGUGAACACAACCAACCUGUGAAUGGAAGUUACUUUGCCCGUAAAAAUCCUGUAGAUGGAGAGUGCCUGCUGGAGAAAUACAGCCAAAAAUAUCAUGAUUUUGGAUGUGCACUACUGGCUAAUCUUUUUGCCAGUGAGGGCCAACCUGGCAAGGUCAUUGAAGUGCAAGCCAAGAGAAGAAAAGGAGAACUUAACUUUGUGAGCUGCAUGAGACAGACACUGGAGGAGCGCUACGGUGACAAGCCUGUGGGGAUGGGAGGCACCUUCAUUGUGCAGAAAGGGAGAGUGAAAGCCCACAUCAUGCCUGCAGAGUUUUCUUCCUGCCCACUGAACUCGGACGAAGCUGUCAAUAAAUGGCUACACUUCUAUGAGAUGAAGGCUCCCUUGAUUUGUCUACCAGUUUUUGUUUCCAAAGACCCUGGGCUUGAUUUGCGACUGGAGCACACACAUUUCUUCAGUCAUCAUGGAGAAGGUGGACACUACCACUACGAUACGACCCCAGACACAGUGGAGUACCUUGGAUACUUCUCACCUGCACAGUUCCUGUAUCGCAUUGAUCAGCCCAAAGAGACCCAUGCCUUUGGGAGAGAUUAAAGCAGCUGUGUAAUGGUUAGCUAAGGUUAA